Molecule: messenger RNA, 1188 nt
Organism: Micropterus dolomieu (smallmouth bass)
Lineage: Eukaryota; Metazoa; Chordata; Actinopteri; Centrarchiformes; Centrarchidae
Gene: epoa
Product: erythropoietin a
Exons: 5
Coding region: 1-615 (204 amino acids)
Biological process (GO): nucleate erythrocyte development
Cellular component (GO): extracellular region
Molecular function (GO): cytokine activity; erythropoietin receptor binding; hormone activity
Source: RefSeq, a predicted model, not a curated record
AUGUGCAAUAGACGGACCUAUGGGCCAAACCGCGAGGACCCUGUGAGGGGCUAUGCGGAUACCGCUAUGGAGUUUCCCAGACUGCUUGCCUUGCUGUUGCUAGUGUUGGAGUGGACCCGGCCAGGCCUACCGUCCCCGCUGAGGCCGAUCUGUGACCUGAGAGUCCUGAACCAUUUCAUUAAGGAAGCACGAGACGCCGAAGUCGCUAUGAAAUCAUGUAGAGAAGGAUGUAGCCUGUCAGAGUCUGUCACUGUUCCCCAAACCAGAGUCGAAUUUGAUGUCUGGGAGAAGAAAAACGCGUUGGAGCAAGCCCAGGAGGUGCAGUCUGGCUUAUGGCUCUUACAGCAGGCCCUCGGCGUCCUACAGACCUCAGUCACCAACACAGCACUGCACAGCCACAUAGAUAACUCCAUCAGAAACCUGCUCAGCAUCAAUGCUGUGCUGCGUAGCCUCAACAUCCAGGAAUAUACCCCACCGGCAAACGCAGCGGGGCUUGAGGGAACAUGGAGGGUGUCCUCGGCAACAGAUUUGCUUCAAGUCCAUGUCAACUUCCUGCGAGGCAAAGUGCGCCUCCUUCUUUUGGAUGCACAGGCUUGUCAGCAAGAUGUCAGCUGAUCUCCCGACUCCAGGGCGAAGCUUGUGUUUCCGAAGGCAAGAGGAGGGACUUGACACUGCUGACCUGCACGCUGGCUGCUGGAAGCGGUGUGGAGAGAGAGAAAGAUACAGCCGUCCUCACAUAAGGGGAGGAAGCUGAAAGGAAAGGACAGUCCCAGCGAGGCUUUGGAUGGACAGGAGAUGAUUGCACCUUGGAAUGUAGAUGUGAAACAUAGUGAAGCACACAACUGACCAAAAUGAGAUCUUUGGGAAGCUCUGCUCCAAUAGCUGUUCUACUGGCACUCUCUUGCACUUUGUGUGUGGAUGUACUUUUGCGUGUGUGAGUUAAGACUGCAAGUUUAAAUCUGUACGUAGUGUGUAUGUGUUGUUUGCUGUUUCCAGUGAGUUUGACCCUGACACUCAUCUCUUUAGAAUGAACUGUGGAGUAAAACACCCAGAAAAUAAUGACUGCACCUGGAAAUUGGAGGACAGAGCAUCCAGUUCCAAUACCACUGCAAAAAGGCAGAAAUGAAUGAGGCCUCACCCCACAAGCCUUUAACAUAUUUCAGCUGUGCCUCACUGAAACAUUAGUCU